This is a messenger RNA of Selaginella moellendorffii, 414 nucleotides long. RefSeq names its product probable histone-binding protein lin-53. Gene Ontology annotation, molecular function: histone binding. The transcript has a single exon. The coding region runs from base 1 to 414 and encodes 137 amino acids. Gene Ontology annotation, cellular component: nucleus. Gene Ontology annotation, biological process: regulation of gene expression. Lineage: Eukaryota; Viridiplantae; Streptophyta; Lycopodiopsida; Selaginellales; Selaginellaceae. The record is from RefSeq and is a predicted model, not a curated record.
AUGGGCUUCACAGUAAAGGGCCUUAGGAUAUGCCUUUAUUUGAAAUCCUACGGAGAGAGCUCGAUGGACGAUUACCAUGUGUGGAAGAAACACACGGCAGAUCUCUACGAUGUGGUCAUUACUCAUGGGCUCGAUUGGCCGGUCACGUCGGCGCAGUGGCUCCCUGAUCAUCAGAGGAUCUUGCUUGGAUCCAAAGCGCUGGAUGAUCCCCACGAUUGUCUCGAGAAUUGUGUCCUCAUCGUCAAGCUCGCCGUCCCAGCCGAUCUUGACGCCGAGAUCCAUGAGAACUGGGUAAGGCUGCUUCUUUUUUCCACGUCUUUCUUCCUUCUCUUGACCUCUAGAGAGUGUAUGGAAUGGGUCCAGAUGACUCAAUGGAUCAAGCAUGAAGAAGGACAGGUCAAUCGAGCUCGCUAA